Molecule: messenger RNA, 1368 nt
Organism: Calypte anna (Anna's hummingbird)
Lineage: Eukaryota; Metazoa; Chordata; Aves; Apodiformes; Trochilidae
Gene: WDR88
Product: WD repeat domain 88
Exons: 11
Coding region: 1-1368 (455 amino acids)
Molecular function (GO): protein binding
Source: RefSeq, a predicted model, not a curated record
AUGGAAGCGAAUUUUCCAUUCGCUCUGUUCACACAAACGUGCUGGACAGUCAAAUUUAAAAUUCUGAGAGGACACAGUGAUACUGUGAGUUCCUGCCAUUUUUGCUUUGAAGACACAAAAAUACUUUCAUGCUCUUAUGAUAAAACAGUGAAGCUCUGGGAUAUUGAGCAAGGUUUUCCUAUUCAAGUUUUUGAAGAAGAGCACACUGCCCCAAUUUCUGAGUGCAGCUUGACUCCUGAUGACAGAAGAGUGGUAACAUCUUCAUAUGAUAACACUGUCAAGGCUUGGGAUACGGAAACUGGAAAAAUACUUUGGACAGUAGAACAUGAAGGCAUUGUAACUUCAUGUGAUAUUUCUCGUGAUGGUAGAUAUGUGGUAUCCAGUUCAGACAGAGAAAGUACCAUACACAUUUUUGAUGCAGUAAGUGCAACACUAGUGGCACAUGUCCGAGGUCAUCACAAAAGUACAAUCACAAGAUGUUGUUUUGACCCUGGUUACCAAAGAGUGACUUCAGUAUCAUAUGAUAAGACCAUAAAGCUGUGGGAUAUGAUUACACAAUCCACCUCAGUUACAAUUCAUGAGGGACACAGCAAUGCUAUCUCAGAUUGCUGUUUUACCUCUGAUGGUCAUUAUUUGUGCACAGCAUCCUGGGACAAAACCUUAAAAAUAUGGGAUAUAAAGACAGGAAAAUUUGGGUGUCAUGAACCUGUUUCCUUGAAUCAAGGACAUGAAGGUUCUGUUAGUUCCUGCCUUUUUAGCCAAGAUGCAUCGCUUGUUGUGUCUGGUGGAUAUGACAAAACUGUAGCUGUAUGGGAUACAGAUGGAGGCUAUAAAAAGCUGAGCUUAAAGGGUCAUUGGGACUGGGUGACAGAUGUUGCCAUUACCAAAAACAAGAAAUGGGUUCUUUCAGCCUCAAAGGAUUCUUCUUUGAUACUGUGGAAUAUUGAAAAGAUAGAUAAUUUUCCUUCAGUGAUAGAAAUCAGAGAAGCAAGAAGCUCCAAAAUUACUCAGACACUUAGGUAUUUCCCUUUUGUAUUUGUACGGCUGGUGCCCAAACAAGCGCUUACGCGUGUGCGCAAUGCCGAGUCACGCACAGAGAAGUUCCUCUGGCAGAGCCGCAGCUGCGCCUUUGAACGCUGCCGGGGGCUGAGCUGGGUCCCGAGUCCCGCCGGCUUGGGAGGGCCGGUCCGCUGCUGGCGGUGCCGCGUUGCGGUGCCGGGACACCGAGGCAGAGGGCUGGGAACUGGACCGGUAGCCGAGCCGGUAGCGGAGCCGGUAGCCGGGCCGGGAGGCGGACGGGGACGGGAGGGUGGAUUGAGGCUGCUGGAAGCGCAGGCUGUCGGGUGGCGCCGUGGCUUAGUUGGUUAA